Messenger RNA from Sphenostylis stenocarpa, 1086 nucleotides. The record is from the annotation of a GenBank genome assembly. NCBI's taxonomy places the organism in Eukaryota, Viridiplantae, Streptophyta, Magnoliopsida, Fabales, Fabaceae.
AUGUCGCGAAUCUUCGGUAGAUGGAAGAAGGCGAAGGAAAUGGCGUCGCUUUCGGGGUAUCUGCCACGUGGGCACCACCGAAUCGGAUUAAAUUUUUGUCCGAUUUCAACCAACCUGAAUAUGGUCUCCGGCCACCGGCGGUGGGAGGCUCUGGUGGGGGUCCAGGAGCGGUACAAGUGGGACUGCGGCGGGUCGGACGAUAACCCGACCCGGAAGAUCCGGGCUGAGGCUAAUUGCCCACGUUGCACCAAAGACAUGAACCUUGUUUUCUCCAAUCGCCACUUUCCCACCCCGCAAAGUGAAUCUAAUUCUGAAUUGGGUGGUGAGAGAGAAAGAGAAAAGGGUUACCAAGCAGUGAACCUUUGCCCAAGUUGCAAAACUGCUUAUUACUUUCGCCCUUAUGACACUACACCUUUGCAAGGUACUUUUGUGGAGAUUGGUAGGGUCAGUAGUACUAACAAUAAUGGUGUGAAUAAUGUAAGUGGUAAGGGACAUUCUUCUAGGAGGAUAAUACAUGGGAAAGGUGGUGGCAAAGAAGGUGGUGGUAGUACUAGUAGGGGUAGUCAUUGGGACGAGGAAUCUGGGCCUAAGAGUAAUGCAAGUAAAUGGCUUGAAGUGUCAUUGUGGGAGACUUUGAGGGCCUACAAUAGUGGUGGUGCUGGUGGUAAUGGUAGUAAUGGGGAGCCACCAGAGUCGUGGCCGUUACCUGUUGGUGGUAAUGAGAAUGGGUUGGCUGUGCAUACUCCUCCAGGCCCACCUUUUGCACCUGGGAUUAAUGUUAUCCGGGCUACGCGGCCGCGGAAUGGCGGUUCAGGGGGUGGUGGGGGCAAUGGUGAGAAGACUGCCUGGGGAGGGUCUAAUUUGGGGAAGGAUUUACCCUCACCGAAGGAAAUAUGUAAGGGUCUUGACAAGUUUGUCAUUGGCCAAAACAGAGCCAAGAAGGUAUCCUGUUUUAUUGAGUUUAUUUGUGUUGCUGAUGUGCAUUUAUGUGUCAACUUUCCCCUUUUGGAUUGUUUAGGAUGCAGAAUGAGGAUAGAAAAGAAAAUUAGUGUAAAUGAAUGUGUCUGUCUAGAUUCAUUGUCAUAG